This is a messenger RNA of Colletes gigas, 1532 nucleotides long. Its product is annotated as neuropeptide SIFamide receptor. Gene Ontology annotation, cellular component: membrane. The transcript has 3 exons. NCBI's taxonomy places the organism in Eukaryota, Metazoa, Arthropoda, Insecta, Hymenoptera, Colletidae. Gene Ontology annotation, molecular function: neuropeptide Y receptor activity; peptide binding. Gene Ontology annotation, biological process: G protein-coupled receptor signaling pathway. The record is from RefSeq and is a predicted model, not a curated record. The coding region runs from base 92 to 1531 and encodes 479 amino acids.
UCCGAAUCCGGGAAGUUGUUGGGGGGGGAAACGCGAUCAACGGUUGGAGGUCGUCGACACGACGGGAACGACGCGAGGACAGCCGUGGCCCAUGGUCGAAACCACUUCGAGCCAACGCUUUACGAUCAAGUUACCCAUGCUGCAGCCACCGUCUCCGCUUCUGGAGAUGGCAUCCUUGCGACUACCGGACUCCGAGGAGUUCGACGUCGACACGCGUCGUAGGAGUAACAAUGGCAACGUGCCGGCGACGACCGUCGCGGCCGUUCCACCAGCCACCCUGCUACAGAUGAGAAACGAUUUCAGCAACUACCUGAACAACCUAAUCGCCGAGGCCAUCACGACCAACCCGAGGACGCCGAUGGACGAGCACGGAGGGUUGCUGAACGCCAGCAAAACGGUGAACCUCUCCACUGCCGAGCAAAUACCCGAUCGCCUCUACAGGCACAGCAUGGCCAUGUCCGCGGUCUAUUGUGUUGCCUACAUCGUGGUCUUUGUCGUUGGUCUGAUCGGCAACAGUUUCGUCAUAGCCGUGGUGUACCGGUCACCGCGCAUGAGGACUGUCACGAACUUCUUCAUCGUCAACCUCGCGGUGGCGGACGUCCUCGUCAUCGUGUUCUGUUUGCCCGCCACCUUGAUGAGCAACAUCUUCGUUCCAUGGUUUCUGGGAUGGUUCAUGUGCAAAGCAGUCGCUUAUAUACAGGGCGUUUCCGUAGCGGCCUCUGUCUACAGUCUUGUUGCAGUUUCCUUGGACAGGUUCUUGGCGAUUUGGUGGCCGCUGAAGUGUCAGAUCACGAAGAGGCGAGCCAGGAUGAUGAUAGUGGUGAUCUGGUUCAUCGCUCUGACGACAACGUCGCCGUGGCUGCUGUUCUUCGACCUGGUCGCCAUUUACGACGACGACCCAGAUCUUAGACUGUGCGUGGACGAGUGGCCUCACCCCGAAGACGGCGCGCUCUUUUUCCUCAUCGGCAACCUGACGCUCUGCUACGUUCUUCCGACGAUUUUGAUAUCCCUUUGCUACAUCUUGAUCUGGAUCAAGGUAUGGCGAAGGCAUAUACCCACCGACACCAAAGACGCCCAGAUGGAGAGGAUACAGCAGAAGUCGAAAGUGAAGGUCGUGAAGAUGCUGGUCGUGGUCGUGAUACUGUUCGUCCUCUCGUGGCUGCCGCUCUACGUGAUCUUCACGGUGAUCAAGCUGGGCGUGAACGUUGCCGAUCGAGAGGACGAGAUCCUUCAGAUCGCGACGCCGAUCGCCCAGUGGCUGGGCGCCAGCAACUCUUGCAUCAAUCCCAUUCUGUACGCGUUCUUCAACAAGAAGUACCGUCGCGGUUUCGUGGCGAUCCUGAAGAGCGGACGCUGCUGCGGCAAGAUCAGAUACUACGAGACGGUGGCCAUCAUGUCCUCCUCAACGAGCAUGAGGAAGUCGUCCUAUUACGUGAACAACAACAAUUCGUCGACGAGGCGGGCCUGCCAUGGGCCUCCCGUGCACCAGGACAGCAACGUUUCCUACAUAUUCAAUCACACUGGCGUCUAAG